AUGGCAGAUGGCAAACCCAGCGUAUUCAUGAUCAAUUCCCGUACCUUACCAGAGCCCCUUGACUCCGAGCCAGCCUGUUGGGUAACUGUAUAUUUCCACGAAAAGAUGGCCGAAACCCAUUGGGAUGAAGAUCUUGCUCAGUAUGUUUUCAUGGAAAUUCAAAGUGGACGUGCGGAAAUUGGCCACAAGUCGAGACAUGGCCUUUCUUGCAAGUGCAUCUCGCUUCCGGUGACUGGAGUUUCGCUUCGUCGGAAGGCCGAAGUUUACAAACGUGCUGCGUACAUUGCACAAGGAUGGCAUCAGCGCAUCCUUGCCAAGCAGGUUCAGUUGGACCGGCAGCGUAUCUUCUUCAAGUCCGGUGUUUCAGUGGUUGCUCCGCCUAAAAUAUUGGAAGAGGGGGCACCUUUCUAG
Penicillium brevicompactum is the source of this 411-nucleotide messenger RNA. RefSeq lists its product as uncharacterized. The record is from RefSeq and is a predicted model, not a curated record. The transcript has a single exon. NCBI's taxonomy places the organism in Eukaryota, Fungi, Ascomycota, Eurotiomycetes, Eurotiales, Aspergillaceae. The coding region runs from base 1 to 411 and encodes 136 amino acids.